AUGAAGGCUACCUCACUGACGCUGCUACAGAACAAAUACAGCCGGAAGCCAAGGAGGAGACCCAAGCAUCCAAGUUGUGUGAUUGGAUCAGACACCCCCAGCUAUGACCAAUUCCCCGUCUCCAGAGUCGUCUACAAUGGCAGAAGGAAUAGUUGCCCCCAGUCUCCAAGCAACAGCAGUGAGAUCUUCACUCCGGCCCAUGAGGAGAGCGUGCGCUUCAUUGAAGCAUGGCAGUGUGUGGAACGAGACCUCCGGAACCAGAUGUCUGGCAGCAAGCGUGUUCUGGUGGACAAAGUCCCUAACCUCAGUCUGAAGACUUUCAAACCUUUUGACUUGAGUGGCCUGAAAUGCCAGAACACACAAGAUGCCAAGAAGUCCUAAGGGCUUCUUCCUCCCCAUGGCCUCUGGAAGACUGAAAGUUGAAGAAUUUAUGUUCAUUUUUCUCCCCCUUCU
Molecule: messenger RNA, 453 nt
Organism: Monodelphis domestica (gray short-tailed opossum)
Lineage: Eukaryota; Metazoa; Chordata; Mammalia; Didelphimorphia; Didelphidae
Source: RefSeq, a predicted model, not a curated record